Messenger RNA from Stylonychia lemnae, 1107 nucleotides. NCBI's taxonomy places the organism in Eukaryota, Ciliophora, Spirotrichea, Sporadotrichida, Oxytrichidae. The record is from the annotation of a GenBank genome assembly.
AUGAUAACAUAAAAAAAUUGUCACAACUUGAAAGAGACAAAGAAUAGUGAUCACAUCUCGAAUGUGAAUACUGACGAAAACAAAUUGCUUACUUUGAACAGCCAUGGUUCUGAAAAAUAGGGCAAUUAUACAUAUAUCCUGAAUGGAGAAAAAUUCAAAACUUAUCCACUAAGUAUUGUUCAUUUAACUAAAAAACUAGAUGAAUUUUCUGCCACAUCUAGUUUACAGUAUAAUAAAAAAUAGGAGGAUAUUCAAUUGCAUUAAAGCUUUAGAAUUGACUCGAAUCUAUAAAAUGAUCCAUUAUUACAAAUAUCUACUAAAUAUCAAGACUUAGAGAGUUUCUCUAAAACUAAUAAAUUCUAUUAAAAUAUCAAGAAAUUAGAACCCUUGAUGAAAACAUUUAAAAAAUCAAGAAAUCAUUCCUUUAACCUCUCACAAUCAUUAAGCAAUUUCAAAAUCACAGGCUAAUCACCUUUGUAUUAUAAAUCAGAUAAUAUUGAGAGCAUUAAUUAGAAAUGUGAUAAUAGAGAAACCAAAAUUAACUCGUAUGAAUAGCAUGUGAAUUCACUUAAAAUGAUAUCGAACCUGCGCAAGUAACAGAAUUUAUCUUUUGAAGCGAUUCAUCAUAGCAAAGUUCAAAAAUGUGAACUACCAACAGUAGGCUAAACUAACUGCAAAAAGCUCAAACUAAAGAACAGAAUGAUAAAAUUCAACAGCUUAUUAAAUUCUUCAUUAGAAAGAACAGUAUAGCUACCAUAAAUAAAGAUUAUAAGUUAAUAAAUUCACCUGAAGAAGAAGACUAAAAGUAGUCAGAAUAUCAAGAACUAUAAUUCUACAGCAUCUAAUUCAUUAGAGGAUAUUAAUAGCAACUGCUAAGAAUUUGACAAGAAUUUUACAUUUAAUCUAUGCAAUUAAUAAGAACUGUUGAAAGAAACUGAUAAAUUCUGUGAAGACAACAUAUUUGAAGGAAUUGCCUUCAAAGAUUUAUUAUCUCACUCAGAAGUGCACUCUAUUAGUCUCUCUCCUGAUAACCGUGCUUAGUUUUAUCCUAAAAUAAGUGCUAUUAUCACAAAAAAGAAGGAAAAUAAAGUAAUGAGAAAAAAGUGA